AUGACCGACAAGAUCAAGUACGCGCAAGUCGACAACGAUACUAGCGACUAUGGAGAAGAUUACCAAAAACCUAUCCGACCGCACCGAGGAUGGGUUUCAACAUUGAGCUCAUUUCUUCUUGGUCUCGUCACAAUGGGAGCCGUAAUGGCUCUUUAUUCAGCCUUUAUAAUGCCAGAACCGCCACACGCGCGCAACCUACCACACGCUCGCAAUGGUUCUGAUCCCAACACUGGCCUUCCGUUGGCCUGGUCUCACGGCGACUGUGGCAACUCACCCGAAGACGCAAAAGCACGAGGCUGCCAGUACAGCAUCGUUCUUCACUCGUGGCUGCCAAAGUCUUGCCUCACAGAAGCGGAUGCAGAAGACGCCGAGGCCAUGUAUAAAGAGCGCCAUUGGCCGUAUGAGAUUGCGUCAGGUCGGAACCUUACCAUGCAAGAGCUUGGUGCUGGCGAUUAUGGACACUUUGUAACUACGUUUGACUGGCAUGUCACGCAUUGCAUGUAUGUGUGGAAGCGGCUACAUAGAAUCUUGCUGGAUCCGACGCAGGAGUUGGACUCGUACACUGCCAACUAUCAUCAUACAAGCCAUUGCGUAAAGAUGAUUGGAGGCCAUCCGGAAGGCAUGAAGGAUUCGGGCACAAAGAUCUUUGUAAAGUAUCCGAAAUGCGCAAAAUAA
Molecule: messenger RNA, 675 nt
Organism: Pochonia chlamydosporia 170
Lineage: Eukaryota; Fungi; Ascomycota; Sordariomycetes; Hypocreales; Clavicipitaceae
Exons: 1
Coding region: 1-675 (224 amino acids)
Source: RefSeq, a predicted model, not a curated record